Medicago truncatula (barrel medic) is the source of this 3935-nucleotide messenger RNA. RefSeq names its product dual specificity protein kinase YAK1 homolog. Bases 441 to 3305 code for a protein of 954 amino acids. Gene Ontology annotation, cellular component: cytoplasm. The record is from RefSeq and is a predicted model, not a curated record. Gene Ontology annotation, biological process: peptidyl-threonine phosphorylation; peptidyl-serine phosphorylation. The transcript is spliced from 18 exons. NCBI's taxonomy places the organism in Eukaryota, Viridiplantae, Streptophyta, Magnoliopsida, Fabales, Fabaceae. Gene Ontology annotation, molecular function: ATP binding; protein tyrosine kinase activity; protein serine/threonine kinase activity.
UUAUAUUUUAUAUAAAAUAUAUAUAACAAAACCAAAUAUCCCAAUCGCUUUCCACCCAUUUUUCUUUUCCUUCCGUUUUCCUUUCUCCGAUUCAUUCUCAGAGGAAAGAAAAUCAAAUUUCACCAUCAUCAACAAUUUCAAUCUUCAAUCAUCAGGAUCUCAGGUUAUUCCUGACCGUACAAUGAUUCUGAAGGUUCAAUUUUACGAUGGGAUUGAAAUCCGUUGGUAAAUUCCUCAAAUUCGUAUAGUAGUAUUGUCAAAAAAAUUGGGGAUUUUGAGGGUUACUUUUUUUUUUCUCACUAAAUUUACUCCCUUUUUUUGUUUAAUUUAUGAUGUUAUGAGUGAUGAGAGUGGAAUUGGAAUUGAAGAAAUUGGGAAAAGGGAAAAUUUUGUGAGUUGAAAUUGAAAAUUAGGGUGUGGGUUGUGUCUGUUUUCGGGUGAUGGAUGAGGUGGUUAGACCUGUUGGUAGUAGUUGUAGUAGUGAAGUAGAGCAGUCUCAGUCUAGAGAUACUGUUGUCGAAACGGCGUCUUCCUCUGAUUCAGGAUGGCGUCCUAGGGAGCUUGCUUUUGCUCCAUUUGUGCCGCGGGGCGAUGAACAACGAGUUAAUGCUGCUGGAAAGUCCUUAAAGUUGCGUGCUUUUGUGAGAAAACCUUUGGUGGCAAGAUUGACCAAGGGAAUAGUUGAAACAUACCAAAUAUGCAAUCCAAAGUUUAAAUAUUCUGAUGAUCUAAAUCCCAAAAGAUUUUUGACCAGCCCAUCUACUGGAGUGCUUAAUGAUGGCUUUGAUAAUGCAAACUCGGAUCUUAUUCUGACAGUGAAUUUGGUCUUGAUCCAUUUAGAGAAAAGUAGAAGAUAUAUUGUCAAAGAUCUCCUUGGCCAUGGGACAUUUGGACAAGUGGCCAAAUGCUGGAAUUCAGAUACCAACAGUUUUGUUGCUGUGAAGAUCAUUAAAAAUCAACCUGCAUACUAUCAACAGGCACUGGUUGAAGUAACUAUUUUAACAACGUUAAAUAAGAAGUACGAUCCUGAGGAUAAGCAUCACAUUGUUCGUAUAUAUGAUUAUUUUGUAUAUCAACGGCAUUUGUGCAUAUGCUUUGAACUUCUGGACACAAACCUGUAUGAGCUUAUCAAAAUGAAUCAUUUUAGGGGAUUGUCUCUUGGUAUUGUUCAGUUGUUCUCUAAGCAGAUUUUAUGUGGACUGGCUCUAUUAAAAGAUGCUGGCAUUAUUCAUUGUGAUCUGAAGCCAGAAAACAUUCUUUUAUGUACGAGUUCCGUGAAGUCAGCAGAAAUUAAGAUUAUUGACUUUGGAUCGGCAUGCAUGGAAAACCGUACUGUUUAUUCAUAUAUUCAGAGUCGAUACUAUAGAUCUCCUGAGGUUCUUCUUGGAUAUCAAUACACAACAGCUAUUGACAUGUGGUCGUUUGGGUGCAUAGUGGCAGAAUUGUUUCUUGGAUUACCAUUAUUCCCCGGGGCUUCAGAAUUUGAUCUUUUGAAAAGGAUGAUUGAAAUAAUUGGAGGACAGCCACCUGAUUAUGUACUGCGGGACGCCAAAAACACUAGUAAAUUCUUUAAGUGUAUAGGGAAUCUCCAAAACAUAGAAAUCAGCGAGGGUUCCAAAAAUGGACGUGUUUAUCAAGCAUUGACAGCAGAAGAAUAUGAAGCUAGAGAUUUGAAGAAGCCGUCAAUUGGAAAAGAGUAUUUUAAACAUAUGAAUCUUGAAGCAAUUGUGACAAACUACCCCUACAGGAAAAACCUACCAAAGGAAGAUAUUGCCAAAGAAAGUCAAAUACGAUUGGCUCUUAUUGACUUUUUGAGAGGGCUUGUUGAAUUUGACCCUGCAAAACGCUGGUCACCCUUCCAGGCUUCAAAACACCCUUUUAUAACCGGGGAACCUUUUACUCACCCUUACAGACCUUCCCCUGAGACCCCUCACAUUCCGGUAGUUCAAAACGUCAAGGUUGAUAAUCAUCCAGGUGGAGGACACUGGUUUGCUGCUGGCCUAUCACCAAAUGUUGCAGGCAAAAACAGAGCUUCCCUCUAUAGCAGUCCUCAUUUUCAGCUGGCGCAACAUCCACCUGCUAAUAGCUAUGGCAGUGUAGGAAGCCAUGGGAGCUAUAAUGAUGGUAUUGGGCUUGGAAGCAGCUAUGGAAGUUAUGGAGAGAGCAGUAACAUGUUUGCUUACUAUUCACCUAUCGCUCCAUCUGGGAUGAACAUGCACAGUCAGGGUGGUAUGUCAAUGCUUGGAAAUAGUCCUGAUGCUCGGAGAAGAUUUAAGUACCAACCUGGGAAUGGGCUGGGUGUAAGUCCAUCUGGUGGAAAUUUCGCUCCCUUGCCUCUUGGUGCCAGCCCAUCUCAAUUUACUCCACCAAGUUCAUAUAGUCAGAUUUCAGUUGGUUCGCCAGGACAUUUUGGGCCUACAUCUCCUGCAAGAGGAGCUUCUCAUGGAUCACCUUUGGGCAAGACUGCUGCAGUCAGCCAGUUUAAUAGAAUGAAAAAUUGGGGACAUUCUGGAAGUCCUCAAACUCAAGAAACAGCAUUUUCUUCACAUUGGCAUGGUCAAUAUCCUGAUAGCUUUAGCCAAGCUGAGGGGACAUCACAUGCUCCUGGAAGUUCACCAUCAUAUUCACAAUCAAAUAUUAAUCCUGGAAAUUGGAAGCAGCGUGGAAGUGGAGGGGUAUCUGCUAAUCAGAACAUUCCAUCCAUGGUUAUGCCUGGUUCUAAUAUGAACUCACAAUCGAUGGAAUUGGUCCGUGACAAUGUGGAGACAGGUUUUUCAUUGCCUGAUCCUGGAGAUUGGGAUCCUAAUUAUAGUGAUGAACUACUUCUGCAAGAAGGUGGUUCAAAUGAAAGCUCUUUGACAACUGAAUUUGGCAGAAGUGUGAAUCUUGGUUCCACUGAACCGUGGUCUGGAUUUGGAAGACUAAAUGGACCCGGUCAAACAUUAUCUAAUGUAGAGAUGGGUAGCCCCCCGACACAUGAUCUCCCAGCAGCAUACAUACCCUCUAUGUCAAAGCCUUUUCAUCUCACGCCUCAUAUUUCACAAAAUUCUCCAAGCCGUUUUGGACACCAAUCUGUUCAAAGAUUUACACAUGGCAGACCUCCUCAGGGUAGUGACUGGAAUCAAAUUAAGAUUCAGGCUCCUUCUAAUUUCAGCAAUGUGGGCCCACGUUCUCCCAGGAAUGCCUCAUUCACUGGCAAUAUGACAUGGGGGAGAAGAAUGAAUCCUCCCAUGGCAAGUAUUCCUCCUAUUUCAAACAUGCCACCCACAUCUCGUUCAAGAAAAGACUAUGCAAGGAUAGAUUAGCACUAGUCCUGAUUGGGUGAACCAUCAUAGCUUUUUUUAUUUUUUAUUUUAUUUUUAUUGUUUCGGUUCAUGACAAGGGUGCUUUGUAUGAGCGGAGAACGGAAGGGAGUUGUAUGGAGAAAAGGUGAAAAAAUAGCCGGAAGCAAUGGUUCCUUACAAACCCUUCUAUAUCUUUGAUCAUUUGUUGUGCUUGCGCUUGAAAAUAAUUUAUAGUUUGCAUGUCAUUGAUCAUUUAUUAAGGUACUGGUAUCAAGUAAUUCAAAGGCACUAUAUGGGCUGAGAUGUCGUAAGAAAUCUUAGGAGUUGGUCACGUGCAUAAUUUUCUAAUAUUCAAUGCCAUUUUCUUUACCUUUUAUUGUAUUAUUAGAGCCCUUGGAGGUUUCUAAAAUGAUCUCUUCUACCUAUAUGUGGUUGCCCUUCACAUCUGAACUAUUAUAUAUUUGAUUUAUUUGGUAUGCUAGAUAGCUAGCUGCCUUGAACAUAAAUAUGCCUAUAGGGUGUGUGAUGGGGUGUGAAUACUAUCUCCAGCGGCAUGGCCAUAAUUUGAAGCUUAUGUUGAUUUAAGUUGGAACCAUUUUUAUGUUGAACUAAGUGAAUGUCACCAUGUCAAGAAAAAUGGGGUUUCUUUUA